Messenger RNA from Sciurus carolinensis (gray squirrel), 3588 nucleotides. It is a transcript of the gene Pald1, whose product is annotated as phosphatase domain containing paladin 1. The record is from RefSeq and is a predicted model, not a curated record. Bases 687 to 3251 code for a protein of 854 amino acids. Lineage: Eukaryota; Metazoa; Chordata; Mammalia; Rodentia; Sciuridae. The transcript is spliced from 23 exons.
UCACCCAUACCCUUCCCUGAGGAGCUAGCUGCAAGUGUCAUGAAAACCUCAGAGCAAUAGAUGCCACCCUCUCCCCAGCCUGUGCCUAAGGAGCAAGGCAGAAACUUCCAUUUCCAGCAGCCUUACAGGGCUGGUGACUGCAGACAGACGUCGUUUAUGAUGUGUAUUGGCCCAGAGCCGGGCAGGGGGCCUGGAAUUUCUCUGACUAGCAAGAGCCACUGGACCAUCUGACAAAGCUCAUCCGUCUUGAAACUUUCUCAGCUCUGCCACUGUGAAGAACCCAUCUCUGGUGCCUUCAGGAUAGAGGCUAACAGUUAUCCUUUUCAAUCUUAAAGGAGGUUAAUUAUUUGAGGGUCUCUUUCCGGCAAGGAAGACCCCAAGUGAGUGUCCUUUUCCCCAUGGGGAGUGACACCUUCUCACUUCCCUGCCACAGACAAACUGACCAGCACAUCACCUGACCUGCGAGAUAACCUUUGAGGCCAUCCCAGCUGGCUGGAAGGAGAUCCUGACACCAGUCCCCAUGGAUACUCAGGAAUGGCUGCAUGUAUCUGCCUAUGGAAGCCACAGAGGAGGAACUAAAUAGCAACAGACCGGAGAGUGGAGGAAUCUGCCUUGUCUCAUCCCUCCAGUGCCUGCACAGCCCCUGCACACACCUAGGUCUCGGGUCCUGAGGCUGCCGACAGACUAUGGGUACCACGGCCAGCACCGCCCAGCAGACGGUCUCGGCAGGCGCUCCCUUUGAAGGCCUCCAGGGCGGCGGCACGAUGGACGGCCGGCAUUCCCUCAGCGUCCACUCCUUCCAGACCAUGAGCUUGCACAACAGCAAGGCCAAGUCCAUCAUCCCCAACAAGGUGGCGCCUGUCGUGAUCACGUACAACUGCAAGGAGGAGUUCCAGGUGCACGACGAGCUGCUCAAGGCCCACUACGCGCGGGGCCGGCUCUGCGACGUCUCCCCCGAGCACUACCUGGUGCAGGGCCGCUACUUCCUGGUGCGGGACGUCACUGAGAAGAUGGACCAGCUGGGCACCUCGGAGAGCUGCGGGGCCCCCAACUUCCGGCAGGGGCAUGGUGGGCUGGCGGUGUUUGGCAUGGGGCAGCCCAGCCUCUCAGGAUUCAGACGGGUCCUCCAGAAACUUGAGAAGGACGGACACACGGAAGGCGUCAUCUUCUGCGUGCGGGAGGAGCCCGUGCUGUUCUUGCGAGCUGGCGAGGACUUUGUGUCCUACACUCCUCGAGACAAGCGGAACCUCCACGAGAAUCUCCAGGGCCUGGGUCCUGGGAGCCCGGUGGAGCGGUUGGAGCUGGCCAUCCGGAAAGAGAUCCACGACUUUGCCCAGCUGAGUGAGAACGUGUACCACGUGUACCACAGCACGGAGGAGCUGCGGGGGCAGCCCCUGGCCGUGGCCGUCCGGGGCGAGGACGACGUGCACGUCACCGAGGAGGUGUACAGGCGGCCCCUCUUCCUGCAGCCCGCCUACAGGUACCAGCGCCUGCCCCUGCCUGAACAAGGGGCCCCCUCGGAAGCCCAGCUGGACGCCUUCGUCAGAGUCGUCAGGGAGACCCCCAGCCUGUUGCGGCUCCGAGAUGCCCACGGGCCUCCCCCCGCCCUGCUCUUCAGCUGCCAGUCAGGUGUGGGCAGGACCAACCUGGGCAUGGUCCUGGGCACCCUCGUGCUGUUUCACCACAGUGGGAUGAUCUCUCAGCCGGACUCUGUCCCCCUGCAGACCAAGCCACUGCCCAUGGGGCAGUUCCAGGUGAUCCAGCGCUUCCUGUGCACCGUGCCCCAGGGAAGGAAGGUGGUAGAGGAGGUGGACAGGGCCAUCGCCGCCUGUGCAGAACUGCACGACCUGAAGGAGGUGGUCCUGGAAAGCCAGAGGCAGCUGGAAGGCGUCCAGAGCAGGGCGCAGGGAAGCGGCGGCCAGGAUGAGGCCUGGCAGAGGGCGCUGCGGAGCCUGGAGCGAUACUUCUACCUGCUCCUGUUCAACUACUAUCUCCACGAGCAGUACCCCCUGGCCUUUGCCCUCAGUUUCAGCCGCUGGCUGUGUGUCCACCCUGAGCUGUACCGCCUGCCCGUGACCCUGAGCCCCGCGGGGCCUCCGGCUCCCAGGGACCUCCUUGCCACCGGCUCCCUGGAGGUAGACGACCUCGUCUCUCUGGACACGCUCAGCACCAUCAGGGAGAUGGAUGUGGCCAACUUCCGGCGAGUGCCCCGCAUGCCCAUCUAUGGCACGGCCCAGCCCAGCGCCAAGGCCCUGGGCAGCAUCCUGACCUACCUGACUGAUGCCAAGAGGAAGCUGCGGCAGGUGGUCUGGGUCAACCUGCGGGAGGAGGCUGUGCUGCAGUGUGACGGUCACACACGCAGUCUGUGGUGGCCCGGGCCACCCCUGGUCCCUGACCAGCUGGAGGCCCUGGAGACCCAGCUGAAGGCCCACCUGAGCACACUGCCCCCCGACACCAAGGGCCCUCCGAGCCCCAGGUUCCAGACGUGCCUCACCAUGCGGGAGGUCUUCAGCCAGCACCGCGGGGCCUGCCCCGGCCUCGCCUACCACCGCAUCCCAGUGCCCGACUUCUGCGCCCCGCGGGAGGAGGACUUUGACCGGCUGCUGGAGGCCUUGCGGGCUGCUCUCGCUAAGGACCCAGGCUCUGGCUUCGUGUUCAGCUGCCUCAGUGGCCAGGGCCGGACCACGACGGCGAUGGUGGUGGCCGUGCUGGCCUUCUGGAGCAUCCAAGGCUGCCCCGAGGUGGGCGAGGAGGAGCUGGUGAGCGUGCCAGAUGCCAAGUUCACCAAGGGCGAGUUUCAGGUGGUGAUGGAAGUGGUGCAGCUGCUGCCCGACGGGCACCGCAUGAAGAAGGAAGUGGACGCGGCACUGGACACGGUCAGCGAGACCAUGACACCCAUGCACUACCACCUGCGGGAAAUCAUCAUCUGCACCUACCGCCAGGCGAAGGCCGCCAAGGAGGAGCAGGAGGCGCGGAGGCUGCAGCUGCGCAGCGUGCAGUACCUGGAGCGCUACGUCUACCUGAUCCUCUUCAACGCCUACCUCCACCUGGAGAAGGCCGGCUCCUGGCAGAGGCCCUUCAGCACCUGGAUGCGGGAGGUGGCCUCCAAGGCCGGCGUCUACGCGAUCCUAGACCAGCUGGGCUUCCCUGAGCUGGAGGGCCUGGAGCGCCAGCCCUUCUCACGGCUGCGACACCGGUGGCAGGAGCAGAACCGCGGCCCCGAGCCCCCUGCUGCCGGGGACUUCCUGUAGGGGCUCCCUGUCCCUCCUGCAGGGCAGGUGGGGCCCUGAGCUUCUGCAGCUGGACUGACCCUGGGGUGCCGCCAUGAGGACCCGAGUCCCAGCUGCCUGGAGAGACCGGGGCUCGGGAGCCUUUCCAGAAGGAGCUUCACGUAGGACACGUGGCGGGCACAGUCGUUCCUGGCGACUCAGAGGCAUGAGCCUCCAGGGGACCAGGGUGGGCACCUUGCAGACCUGCUGGCGUUCAGCUUCCUAGGAGCACACUCCCCCGUCAAAAGCCAAACGCCAGUGGCCACCUCCGUCCUGUCCCUCUCAGAGGUUCGAGCCUGACCUGGGGCUCCCCUGCCCU